This is a messenger RNA of Scatophagus argus, 3856 nucleotides long. It is a transcript of the gene st6galnac5a, whose product is annotated as ST6 (alpha-N-acetyl-neuraminyl-2,3-beta-galactosyl-1,3)-N-acetylgalactosaminide alpha-2,6-sialyltransferase 5a. Gene Ontology annotation, molecular function: alpha-N-acetylgalactosaminide alpha-2,6-sialyltransferase activity. The transcript has 5 exons. The record is from RefSeq and is a predicted model, not a curated record. Bases 385 to 1389 code for a protein of 334 amino acids. Gene Ontology annotation, biological process: ganglioside biosynthetic process; oligosaccharide metabolic process. NCBI's taxonomy places the organism in Eukaryota, Metazoa, Chordata, Actinopteri, Scatophagidae.
UUCACUGUACUCCAGAGUAAUCCGAGCAGAGAUUUCCAUCACAUAAUGCUCAGCAGGAAAUAACCAUUAAACAAAACGGCCUUAUCACCCUCUUGCAGGUAGGCUCUUUAAUUAACUGCGCUGCGCCUCCACUCUUUCAGCCCCCCUCAAACUCGGGGGGUUUUAAGACCCAGCAGAGCUACAAUAGUGAACAUCUGUCGCCUCGGUCUCCACAGUAUGAAUUGCGCCUGGGCUCCGGUCUGAAGGCACACAGGCAGCGGCAGGCGGGCUGGCACAGCGCGGACGGACUGAAGUGGAUUCGGGAUGCGAACAGAUGCCGCUGUACCAUGAGAGGAAGUGGAGCCAGACGCACUGAGCCGCAGCGAUAAGACAGCGCGCCGCAAAAUGAAGACACCUAUGCGCCAUGGGAUAGCGGUGCUUCUCGUGCUCCUCCUGUGCGCCAGCUUGUUCCUCGUCUACAACGGCAGCUUCAACGGCGCUUCCAGGGACGCCAACGACACGCACGUCCGGCAGCAUGAACAGCAGCGGCGGCCCACUGAAGCCUCCGUCAGGGUGGCCAAGCCUCACCCCCCGGUCCUCCAGGGAUACAGCGGCAUCAUCGACCAUAAGCCUCUCAGGAUGCACUGCCAGACCUGCGCCCUGGUCACCAGCUCAGGUCACCUCAUUGGAGGCGCUCGGGGUGAAGAGAUCGACCGGGCCGAGUGCGUCAUUCGCAUGAACGAUGCCCCCACCUCCAGGGGAUACGCCCGCGACGUCGGCCGCCGCACCUCCCUGCGCGUCAUCGCUCACUCCAGCAUGCAGAGGGUCCUGAGGAGUCGCCACGAGCUGCUCAACGCCAGCCAGGACACGGUGUUCAUCUUCUGGGGCCCCAGCAACUACAUGAGGCGCGACGGGAAGGGCCUGGUGUACAACAACCUGAGACUGAUGAACCAGGUGCUGCCCAAACUCAAGGUCUACAUCAUCUCCUGGCAGAAGAUGCUGCAGUUCGACGAGCUCUUCAAGAAGGAGACGGGCAAGGACAGGAGGAUAUCAAACUCCUGGCUGAGCACCGGCUGGUUCACUAUGACCAUCGCCCUGGAGCUGUGCGAUAGGAUCAAUGUCUACGGCAUGGUGGCCCCGGACUUCUGCAGGGAGCCUCAGCACCACUCCGUCCCCUACCACUACUACGAGCCACGUGGGCCAGAUGAGUGCGCCAUGUACAUUUCUCACGAGCGAGGGCGGCGAGGCAGCCAUCACCGCUUCAUCACGGAGAAGCGGGUCUUCGCCAACUGGGCGCGGACUUUUGAUAUCCACUUCUACCAGCCAGACUGGAGCCCCCCGCCGCUCCCAGCCAAUCGGACGCUGGCGGGGACGCUCACAGCCGCGCCACCGGUGCCUCAGAAGACGUGACUGGUGUCGGAACGUGAAGAAAGAGAUUCAUCUCAGAAAGCCUGAGGAUGGGGAACGUUUCAAGUGAGGGCUGCUGCACCCUUAACAAAAAAAAAGGUUAAAGCACGAAGUAAGCAAGAAAACAGUUACCACAGAUGAAGACUUUGGUCUUGUUGAUCCUGCUGGACCUUUUUUUUUUAAUGAACAUUUCUCCAGUUCCAUCAGGGCAUUUUGUUACGUGUUCAUCUUGAAAACAGCGUCCGCUCUCAGUGCAUGCAUGCAGUGUCUUACUGUGAAUCCUCCUUGUUUUUGUGCAUACAUAUGUGUGUGUAUGUGUGAGUGUGUGUGCGAAUGCGAGUGUGUAUGCAUAUGUUUACCAGAGGGAUCACAGAAGACACAAACUUGAGUUUGGGCUUGUCACAAAGGCUCUGUUGGAUGAAGGAUCUACGCAGGAUUCACUGCUUAGAGUUCACUAGAAGAAAAAUACCAUUACAGUACUCGUAAAUCUAACAGUGUUGUUCUGGUCACAGUCUGUGCUGAAUACUAAUAUUACUGUAGCUUCAGUUAAAUAUGGCCAUUUGAAAGUAUGCAUUCUCACCGGUCAGAUUUCCUUCUGUGGCAUUCAGAGACUGAGGAGGUCAAGUUGAAUGAGGUUCCUUACAAAGGCUCUAACUCCUGCAGUGCAGGCAUUCACUACUGACUUUCAUUUGUACUGCCUUUCUCAUGUGUGCAUUGUAGACUCGCUAAAAGUGUCACCCAAGUCAAACUUUGCGAGGCAGCGCAGCCGCCUCCGCCGAGCGUGUAACAUUGACCUGGGGGUUUUAUCUCAUGCGUCUGCACCUGUACGUAUGUAUCAUAAGGCUUUGUCGGCUCCUGUCACCAGUUAAUAGCGCGAUUUAUAGCUACAAGCUGGAUUUCCAUGUAAAUGCACCAGCUGUGUCACACAAGACAAGCGGGAGAUUAAGAUCGAGUGCAGGGAUGCAGCAGCGGCAUCCAUUCCACAUUCAUCUGCUGCUGCUGCCUCCGUGAAAAGAAUCGCCUCGCAGGAGAAUUACACCAUUUUUUUGUUAAACUGAUGAGAAUGUGAUCUGUCACUCUGCCCCUCUCUCGCUGGUGGACUCUCCUCUCAUCUGAUGGAGUAUAUUCUACUUGUAGACUGCCCCUUCCUCUCUCUGAGAUCCUCUAUUUUCUCCUCUCCUCCAUGAAUGAGAAUCAGGUUGUCAGUCCGGGGAAAGUGAUGAGACGUGUGGUUAUCGUAAUGAUACAUCCCGGUGCUAAGUCCCUAUUGAUUUUGCCCUCAUCCCUGUAAUGUGAGUAAUGAGAAGAGAGAUGCAGUAGGUCAGAUACAUGGGUGCUCACACCACCAGAACGUGUUUCUCAUCAUGCCUCCUCAGCAGAGGUGAGACGAUUGCUUUUCACGGAUCACAAACAGAUGUGAAAGUGCUCCUGUACAGUAUGUUGCCUGAGUCCUGAUGCCCACUUUGGGCCGGAGCAAAGUCCAGCAUGUGUGUUUGUUUUCCAGAGAUGCUGACUCAUCUGCAAGUGUCUGUGCACAAAGACUUGUGUUAACGAAAUGACAAGCACUUCAGUAUUUUUGUUUGUCGCCUAAUUAACUGAAUCACAGUAUGUUGUUUUGGGUUGCAAGGUUACCAUGAUGAGUUGUUUUUUGUGUCAGAAAAUAGUGAAAAAUGCCAAUUGCAGCCUCCCAGAGCUCAAGGUGACAUUUUCAGAUUGAUUGUUGUAUAAAAACAGUUCAAAACCUGAAGGUAUUAAAUUUUCGGUGAUAUAAAACUGAGAAAACCUGAAAUAUCUUCACAUUUGACAAGGUGUAAUGUUGAAAUUUGAAAUGUAUGCUUCACAAAUAACUCGGAGGAAUAGUUUGACAUUUUGGGAAUUGUGAUUAUUUGCUUUCUUGAGUUAGAUGAAAGGAUUGAUAUAUCAUCUCUCAUGUCUAUAACUGUAAAAAAUACAGCCAGAGCCACCAGCCAGUUAGCUUAGCUUAGCAUGAAGUAAAAAAUAAUAAUGAUAAUAAUAAUAAUAACAAUAAUAAUAAUACAAUCAGUUUCACUAUUUCUUGAUUCCAGGAAGUUCCUGAUCCCAGGCAAGAAAUAUCCCAGCACAUAACCUCACAUUAAAAAGGCAGAAGUGUCAUUUUUACAUUUGAUUUUGUAUGUAUAAAACAAGAUCCAGUGGAUUACUUGGUGAGGUGAUGGUGAAAGCCUUUGCUCUAAGCUAAGCUAACCUGCUGCCAACACUUAUGUACUGAACAGACAUGACAGUGGUGUCAGUCUGAACAUCUAAAUCACAGGAAGAAAAUAAAACAAAUUAGAUCAAAUUAUUCCUUUUAAACGAUUAGUCAGUUGUUCUCAAUUAUUCCACUGAUCGAUUAACUGACUAAUCAUUUCAGCACUGAUGUUCUCAGUUUUCUUCUCUUUUUGCUAAGAACGGAAAUGUGUCAUUCCAGUAAAUAAAAUACGUUUUAUCAGUA